UUUCAGUUGUGCGGGAGGAUGGCGGCCGCUGGCGCAGAGCCACAGAUACUGGUACAGUACCUGGUGUUACGAAAGGAUCUAUCAGAGGCGCCGUUUUCCUGGCCAGCGGGCGCAUUGGUAGCACAGGCCUGUCACGCAGCCACCGCGGCCUUGCACAUUCACCAGGACCACCCACACACUGCCGCUUACCUCCGGGAGCUGGGGCGCAUGUGCAAGGUGGUCCUCGAGGCCCCAGAUGAGACCACCUUAAAGUUGCUGGCAGAGACACUGCAACAGAAGAACAUUGACCACAAGCUAUGGGUGGAGCAGCCAGAGAACAUCCCCACUUGCAUUGCACUCCGUCCCUACCCCAAGGAAGAAGUGAACCAGUAUUUGAAGAAGUUCCGAUUGUUCAAAUGACUGAAGUUAUCAAUUGCUUUGAUAUGUUUGAAUAUCAGCUGGAUCCAGAAACUGCACGCCGUCCAUCCCUAAGCACCGUGUACUCCUUUCAGUGGCAAUUCCCUUCCCUUUAAAUUAUGACAGUUUCUUGAGGGUCAA
Messenger RNA from Mesoplodon densirostris (Blainville's beaked whale), 537 nucleotides. Its product is annotated as putative peptidyl-tRNA hydrolase PTRHD1. The record is from RefSeq and is a predicted model, not a curated record. Lineage: Eukaryota; Metazoa; Chordata; Mammalia; Artiodactyla; Ziphiidae. Gene Ontology annotation, molecular function: peptidyl-tRNA hydrolase activity. The transcript has a single exon. Bases 19 to 399 code for a protein of 126 amino acids.